GAGGAUGUCGCAGCGCGCGUCCACUGGAUGUGCGCUCGACCCUCGCGGGUGCAUAAAUCUGGAAAGUAUUUUAUCCGCUUUUAACGCCCCGAUAUCGGAAGAACAAGCUUGGGCCCUGUGCUACACGUUUGUCCAGUGUUAUUUUGAUCUAAGGGAUGAAGAUAAGUCCAAAGUGGUCCUUUCGACGAGCCUAAAACACGUUAUUUUGCACAAGGAUGGAUUUGUUCACCAAGACACCUUCAUCCCCAUGGACACCCAAGGGCGGAGUCGAGUCCGUGCGAGCUCCGAGGGCAAGCUGGUUUCGGAGCUGGGCGUCGUCCUGUACCGCGCCCUCGACUACAGCCUGGCCAGCGACGAGGAGCGCGACCUCUCGCCCUCGCUCAACCACCUCAUCGAUCUUAUGACCUCGGCGGAGUGCGAACGAGGAGAGACUGAUGACGAGGGCAUCGAGAGGGACUCCGGCGACUCGGAGGACGAGCUCGACCGGGCGGCCAACUUCACCAUGGCGGACGCGCUGCAGGUGUGCGAGAGCCGGCUGACGAGCAGCGGCAUGGAGGUGACCGUCUGCGAGCACUACCGGGCCGUGGUGAGGGCGCUGGUGGCCGAGGCGCUGGACCUGGUCUCGUUCCUGCAGAAGGUGGCCCUCGGGAACAAGUUCGCGCCGCACCCGUCGGAUCUGCUGAGCUCCGAGAGGGACCUGCAGGAGCUCCAGCGGGAGGAUUGGGCUCGACUAUGGAUCCAGGUGAUGCGUCAGCUGCGGGAGGGAGUCAAGCUGAAGAAAGUGGAGUACUCUUACGCCCCCAUAGAGUAUGCUCUCACCCCCUACGAGAUGCUGAUGGAAGACAUACGGUCGCGCAGAUACACCCUAAACAAAGUCAUGGUUAACGGUGACAUUCCUCCUCGGGUCAAGAAAGACGCACACACCAUCAUCCUGGACUUCAUCAGGUCACGUCCACCUCUUAGAAAGGCAUCCGAGCGUAAGCUGUUGCCGCCCCCAAGAAAGAUCUCAUCUCCAAUGGAACUGCUGAUGGAGAGCAUCAGGAAGGACCACAACCUCAAACACGUCUCAACGCCCACAAGAGCCAGACCCAUGUCGAUGGUGGAAACCCGGUCUGCGGUCCUGAACGACCCGACGCCCAAGCCGCGACGGAAGCUCAUCCAGGCGCCCAGGUUCAAUCUGUCCGCGGAGGACGAGGACGACGACGACCUGAGCGACAUCCCGCCCUCGAGCCCGCGCCUGGGACACACGCCCCUCAUCCAGGCCACCUCCGCCCGCAGUCCCACGCCCCACAACUCCCCUUCGCCGCCCACGUCACCAUGGUCGCGCAUGGCGUUCGACCUGGCCAAGUACGGCAGCACGGGCACCCCGGAGCGACGGCACUCCAUCACCCUGUGCGAGACGCCCUCUCAGGCACGCCCAUCCUCCAACUCCAUCACCCCGCCCUCGUCCAUGCCCCAGUCCACCAACACGUCGGCGCCCAUGUCCCCCGCCCACCAGGACUUCAUCCCCUCCACGUCGCAGACGCAGAGGGACUUCCUGUCGUCGGCACACUUCUCGUCACGGCUGGACUGCCUGGCCCUCACCCUGGAGGAGGUGGUCCACAUCCGCAACGUCCUGACGAAGGCCGACCUGGAAGCCCUGCCCCUCGACCUGUCCAUCAAGGAGGACAUGGCCAAGGGCAAGAUCUGCUUCCUGUGCAUGAAGACACGCUUCGGUUUCUUCGGCCCAAGAGGACAGGAUUGCAGACUUUGCAAGAGAACAGUGUGCAAGAAGUGUGUUACUAAGAUGCGCAUCCCCACCGAGCACUUUUCAAACAUCCCCGUGCAGAUGCUGACCCCACAGGCACUGUCUCCGCGAGAGGAGGACGAAGACAUGUCUCUGCCGCGCUCCAUCCUGUCGAGACUUACGGUUAGCAUCUGACAAGUUAUCUGUGUUUUGGCUCCUUUAUUUUAAGACAUAGAUUGGUUUACUUUA
Penaeus indicus is the source of this 1975-nucleotide messenger RNA. It is a transcript of the gene spir, whose product is annotated as protein spire-like. Lineage: Eukaryota; Metazoa; Arthropoda; Malacostraca; Decapoda; Penaeidae. Gene Ontology annotation, biological process: polar body extrusion after meiotic divisions; actin nucleation; actin filament polymerization. Gene Ontology annotation, molecular function: actin binding. Gene Ontology annotation, cellular component: cell cortex; cytoplasmic vesicle membrane. The transcript is spliced from 13 exons. The coding region runs from base 5 to 1921 and encodes 638 amino acids. The record is from RefSeq and is a predicted model, not a curated record.